CUUCGAACUCACAGAGAUUAGCCUGCCUCUGCCUCCCGAGUGCUGGGUAAAGACGUGGGCCACUAAGCUCUGCUUGAGCCCUGGGUUCUUGAACCUGCUUUGGUGAGGAUUCCUCCCCUUCCUCUGGACUGGAGUGAACCAAGAUGGGCUGGCUCUCCUCUGAUGCAAGUACUGCCUUUUUUGGGAAGGACACCUGAAUUGAGUGAGCAAUGAGUGUUAGCCUUUUCCUGAUGGGAACUGGGCUGGCCUAGUGGUAGUUCCAGGACAGUCACACUUAACUGCCUCCUCUUCCUCUGCCUCAACUAGGAUACCUUUUAAGGAUGACGUGUGGAAGGGAGAGAGGGUAUGUGAGGACGGGGACACUUGUGUGCUGAAUUUUGGAGGAAGACAUGAGUAGCCAGAGGCUCCAAGGUCCUUGCAUGUGUGUCUGUGGUACCUUUAACCCUGCCAUCUGUGUUCUGCCCUCUGGAGCAGACACACUGGCAGACAGACAGACAGACACUGCAGAAAGAAGAGUAGGUUGACUGUUAGGGGUAGGAAAGUGGGAGUGUAUUCAGAGGCCUCGGGUGGGGUGGUGCCGGUGGGCUAGGCCACUUACACUACUGUUUCCUUGAUGAAGGUCAUGUUCUCCUGUGACUGUCUGGAGCAGGGCAAGGACAUAUAGGUAGUGCUGGAGGACAACUUCCUGGAGCGUGUGAGAUGGGGUUUGAUGCUCCUCCUUGGGGGAUGGUGUACAAGAGCAGAGAUCAGAGAAGCAUUUGGCAUCCCCCCCCCCCCCCCAAGUCAGCCUCACACAUUGUUCUCUGUACCUAAGGCAUACUUGCUAGGAUGAAGUUUGCUUGCAAAUUUGAGUGGCCUUUGUGGAGGAUGUGGACUCCUGAGGGUCAUCCUAAUGGGGUAGAACCCCAGCUUGCUGCCUAGAAGAGCUGGGACCAGCCUGUUCCCAACUCACUCACCUGAGACUGUAGAUGCUUCCAGGUUUUUACACAGAGAUACUGAGGCACAGCCUGAGCAGUGAAGACCUCCUAAUAACUCAGGAGGAAUACAUGUAGACUUUAAAUAGAGACAGCAGAGGAAGGAGGAGGGGGCCUUGGGUCAGUGAGCAGGCUGCCCAGGGUGUGUGAGUCCAGAGUCCUCCUUUAGUCAUGGCCGUGAAGUGGCCAGUUACUGUCCAGCAUCAGCGAUGUCCCAGUCCUGCCCAAGACAGAGGGUGGGGCACAGGUGGCCUGAUGGCCUCUGCUCCUUCCUGGCUCUGGCUGCUGGGUGCCUGCCUGUCUUGUCUUCCUGUGGUUUGGGGAACUGUGUUUGAUGUCCAACCUUUACCAGAGACUGGAACCUCACAAGUUGACAGGUGCUCCCCAACCCUUCCCAGACUCAUCCAGGCCCUGCCGUCUGCUGCUUCCUUCCUGGAGAACUCCUAAUGUUUUAACUCCCUCACAGCUGGGCCACACUGCCAUCUUGGGCUGCUUUUGCUGUCUCCCAAGUCUGGAGUGGCACCCACACUCCUCUCUCAUACUGCCACCUUGUCUCUGGGCAGCAGCCGUGUCCAUGGAGCAAAAGGAAUGCCCGGACCCUGUGCAUCCAGACAGGGACCAGCCUCAGCACCAACAGCCAGCACGAAGAUAGCAGAGCCACCUCAGGGGUAAACCAUGAUCCCGGUGACAGAGCUCCGCUACUUUGCGGACACGCAGCCAGCAUACCGGAUCCUAAAGCCAUGGUGGGAUGUGUUCACUGACUACAUUUCCAUCGUCAUGCUGAUGAUUGCUGUCUUUGGGGGGACAUUGCAAGUCACCCAGGACAAGAUGAUCUGCCUGCCAUGUAAGUGGGUCACCAAAGACUCCUGCAAUGACUCCUUCCGGGGCUGGGCAGCCUCCAGCCCCGAGCCCACCUACCCCAACUCCACAGUGCUGCCGACCACCGACAUAGGCCCCACAGGUAUAAAGUAUGACCUAGACCGCCACCAGUACAACUACGUAGACGCCGUGUGCUACGAGAACCGUCUGCACUGGUUCGCCAAGUACUUCCCCUACCUCGUGCUCCUGCACACCCUCAUCUUCCUGGCCUGCAGCAACUUCUGGUUCAAGUUCCCACGCACCAGCUCCAAGUUGGAGCACUUUGUGUCUAUCCUGCUCAAGUGCUUCGAUUCGCCGUGGACCACAAGGGCCCUGUCAGAGACAGUGGUGGAGGAGAGUGACCCCAAGCCAGCCUUCAGCAAGAUGAAUGGUUCCAUGGACAAGAAGUCGUCGACAGUCAGCGAGGACGUGGAGGCCACUGUGCCCAUGCUGCAGCGGACCAAGUCACGGAUCGAGCAGGGCAUCGUGGACCGCUCAGAGACAGGCGUGCUGGACAAGAAGGAAGGGGAGCAGGCAAAGGCUCUGUUUGAGAAGGUGAAGAAGUUUCGGACUCACGUGGAGGAGGGGGACAUCGUGUACCGCCUCUACAUGCGGCAGACCAUCAUCAAGGUGAUCAAGUUCGUCCUCAUCAUCUGCUACACUGUCUACUAUGUGCACAACAUCAAGUUCGAUGUGGACUGCACCGUGGACAUCGAGAGCCUGACAGGUUACCGCACCUACCGCUGUGCCCACCCUCUGGCCACGCUCUUCAAGAUCUUGGCGUCCUUCUACAUCAGCUUGGUCAUCUUCUACGGGCUCAUCUGCAUGUACACACUGUGGUGGAUGCUGCGGCGUUCCCUCAAGAAGUACUCGUUUGAGUCGAUCCGAGAGGAGAGCAGCUACAGCGACAUCCCGGAUGUCAAGAACGACUUUGCUUUCAUGCUGCACCUCAUCGACCAAUACGACCCGCUUUACUCGAAGCGCUUUGCCGUCUUCCUGUCUGAAGUGAGUGAGAACAAGCUGCGGCAGCUGAACCUCAACAAUGAGUGGACGCUGGACAAGCUGCGCCAGCGUCUCACCAAGAACGCCCAGGACAAGCUGGAGCUGCACCUCUUCAUGCUGAGUGGCAUCCCCGACACUGUGUUCGACCUGGUCGAGCUGGAGGUCCUGAAGCUGGAGCUGAUCCCUGAUGUGACCAUCCCGCCCAGCAUCGCCCAGCUCACAGGCCUUAAGGAGCUGUGGCUCUACCACACAGCAGCCAAGAUCGAGGCUCCUGCUCUGGCCUUCCUGCGUGAGAACCUGCGGGCACUGCACAUCAAGUUCACCGACAUCAAGGAGAUCCCCCUGUGGAUCUACAGCCUGAAGACGCUGGAGGAGCUGCACCUGACGGGUAACCUGAGUGCCGAGAACAACCGCUAUAUCGUCAUUGAUGGGCUCCGGGAGCUCAAGCGCCUCAAGGUGCUGCGGCUCAAAAGCAACCUGAGCAAGCUCCCGCAGGUGGUCACGGAUGUGGGCGUGCACCUGCAGAAGCUUUCCAUCAACAACGAGGGCACCAAGCUCAUCGUCCUCAACAGCCUCAAGAAGAUGGUGAACCUGACGGAGCUGGAGCUGAUCCGCUGUGACCUAGAGCGCAUCCCUCACUCCAUCUUCAGCCUCCACAACCUGCAGGAGAUCGACCUCAAGGACAACAACCUCAAGACCAUCGAGGAGAUCAUCAGCUUCCAGCAUCUGCACCGCCUCACCUGCCUUAAGCUGUGGUAUAACCACAUUGCCUACAUCCCCAUCCAGAUCGGCAACCUCACCAACCUCGAGCGCCUCUACCUGAACCGCAACAAGAUCGAGAAGAUUCCCACCCAGCUCUUCUACUGCCGCAAGCUGCGCUACCUGGACCUCAGCCACAACAACCUGACCUUCCUUCCCGCUGACAUCGGCCUCCUGCAGAACCUCCAGAACCUGGCUGUCACAGCCAAUAGGAUCGAGGCACUCCCCCCGGAGCUCUUCCAGUGCCGGAAGCUGCGGGCCCUGCACCUGGGCAACAAUGUACUGCAGUCACUGCCCUCGAGAGUGGGCGAGCUGACCAACCUGACGCAGAUCGAGCUUCGGGGCAACCGGUUGGAAUGCCUACCUGUGGAGCUGGGCGAGUGCCCGCUGCUCAAACGCAGUGGGCUAGUGGUGGAGGAGGACUUGUUCAGCACGCUGCCGCCCGAGGUGAAGGAACGGCUCUGGAGAGCUGACAAGGAGCAGGCCUGAGCAUAGCCUGGAGGAGCAGCAAGGACCCUCAGCAGGCCCUCAGGCCAAGUGGGCAGUCCAGCUCUCCCGGGACUGCUGGACAGCCAGCCGGGUCCAGCCAGGCAGAGCCCAGGCCAGGCGUGAGCUGGGCCAGGGCAGAAGACAGGAAUUGAGGGGCUGGCCCCUUCCUCCCUCUGGGACUCAUACACCCAGGGCAGGCACUUGCUGGGGACCGGAAACUCUGAGACUAGUCUCAGAGUACAGUAUUUGGACAAUCAGGGUCUUUACCCUGGGGGCCAUCUCUGCCUCGGGCUGAGCUGGCACCAGAGACCCAGGGACAGUAACUUAGAGCUGGGUAUUUAUUUUUCUCCACCUCCCAUCUCCUCCCUUAAGAUAACUUAGACAUUCCCAAGACGGUGUGGCUCUGUGGGAAGUGUUUAAGCAACCUGGCAGUGUUGGCAGGCAGAGUCGGGUAAGAUGAGCCAGUGCAGGAUGGUCACCUUAGUGGCACUGGGCUAGGAUCUGACGGCAGUGCUUGUGGGAGACCAGGCCUCCAGGUGAAGGGCCAGGCCUGCGGCUUGCCCCAUCCUUUGUUUUGUUUCCUUCCUUCCUUCCUUCCUUCCUUCCUUCCUUCCUUC
Messenger RNA from Onychomys torridus (southern grasshopper mouse), 4699 nucleotides. RefSeq names its product leucine rich repeat containing 8 VRAC subunit A (gene Lrrc8a). The transcript is spliced from 4 exons. The record is from RefSeq and is a predicted model, not a curated record. Bases 1650 to 4082 code for a protein of 810 amino acids. Gene Ontology annotation, molecular function: protein binding. NCBI's taxonomy places the organism in Eukaryota, Metazoa, Chordata, Mammalia, Rodentia, Cricetidae.